Molecule: messenger RNA, 468 nt
Organism: Epithele typhae
Lineage: Eukaryota; Fungi; Basidiomycota; Agaricomycetes; Polyporales; Epitheliaceae
Exons: 1
Source: RefSeq, a predicted model, not a curated record
AUGAUGAUCCAAGCACCGACCACAUCAACAUCCCCCGUGGCGCACGCGCUCGCGGACACGGUCGCGCGGCUGCACGCGCAGGGCCGCCUGCGCGACGGCACACAGCUCGCGACGGCACUCGAGGGGCUCGUCGAGCGCGUGCGAGUCGCGUCGGAGGGUGGGCCGGAGUGGACGGACCCGGUGGAGGAGUAUGAGGCGAAGAAGGAGGCGGAGGGAGGCGAGAAGGACAAGGAGAAGAAGGCGGAGGAAGAGUUCGGCCCGCUCCGCGCCCGGACGAACGCGCUCGAAGUCCUGGAGGUCAUUGAGGAGAUCGCACGCGCCAACCCGGGAGUGCGCCGGCAGCUCGUCCAUCUCAUCGACGUGCACCAGUCGGUGCAGGGCAGCUUGGAUUCGAGCGCUGGGGCGGCGCGGCACGUUCACUACAAUCGCAUGGACAGGGCGGAAGACGGGUUGGAUCCGGAGGUGGUG